This is a messenger RNA of Tremella mesenterica DSM 1558, 1071 nucleotides long. RefSeq lists its product as uncharacterized. Bases 1 to 1071 code for a protein of 356 amino acids. Gene Ontology annotation, molecular function: oxidoreductase activity, acting on the CH-CH group of donors, NAD or NADP as acceptor. The record is from RefSeq and is a predicted model, not a curated record. The transcript has 9 exons. Lineage: Eukaryota; Fungi; Basidiomycota; Tremellomycetes; Tremellales; Tremellaceae.
AUGUCCCUACUCAAGAAUGAACACAACGAAAGCCUGGUUUUAUAUGAACGUCCUGAAAGAGGACCGAUAACGAAAACGACGUUUCAGAGGCGAUCCAAGAAGCUGCAAGAGCUCUCCAACGGUGAGGUAAGGGUCAGGGUCGACUAUGUUUCCAUCGACCCGACCAUGAGAACUUGGCUCAACCCUGGCAGAUCUUACAUUCCGCCGGUGCAAGUCGGGGCGGUCAUGCGUGCAGCUGGUAUUGGAAGAGUUGUCACCAGCAAGGCCGAUGGAUUUUCAGAAGGAGAUCUAGUUUUUGGCGAACUUGGAUGGCAAGAAUAUUGGCAAGGGUCAUCUAAAAGUGUUAAACGUCGAGAAAUUCCUCAAGGAGGACGAGAUAUAGAUCAUCUGGGUUUGUUGGGAGUAUCUGGUUUAACAGCCUACUUUGGAAUGUUCGAUAUCGGUCGUCUUCGAGAUGGUGAUACUGUCUUGAUAUCAGCUGCGGCAGGUUCAGUAGGGCUCAUAGCCACUCAAAUCGCUUUGGCUCAUCUUCGCUGCAAAGUAAUCGCUAUUGCUGGUUCCGUGGAAAAGUGUGAUCUAUUGAAAAAACUUGGAUGUCAUGAGGUUCUUAAUCACAAAGACGGGAAUUUCAAAACUAGAUUGAAACAAGUUGGGUUAAUCGACGUUUAUUUUGAUAAUGUCGGAGGAGAGAUACUGGACCAGGUCUUGACACAAUUAGCAGAUCAUGCUCGAAUAAUCCUCUGUGGAUCUUUGACGACUUACAACUCUCAAAGUCCUUAUGGUUUAACAAACACUCCUAAUCUCAUUUCUUCCAAAGCAUCCAUGACCGGCUUUAUCACUUUCGAUUAUGCCUCUCGUUAUCCCGAAGCAAGGGCGUAUCUCUCUUCCCUCAGGAACAUCGGUAAAUUGAGAUACGAUUACACCGUCCUUUAUCCUGUAGAGGGACAGAACGGUUUAAGUCGUUGUGUGGAAGCAUUGGAGCAAAUGUUCAGAGGUGAAAAUCUCGGUAAAACACUCGUCAAAAUUUCUCGGGACGAGGAUCACCCACGCAACUUGAAGAGCAGAUUAUAA